AGAAUCUGAUAGGAAAUACACCUGCCUCAGAUGCGGGAAAAAAUUCAAAUAUAGCAGGAAUAUGUCGGACCAUCGAAGAUACACUUGCGGCAUACCAGCUCAGUUCAAAUGCCCGCAUCCAGAUUGCAGUCAUGUCACAAAGCUGAAAGGGAACUUGAAGAAACAUAUUAUUACCAGGCACAAUAAUACAUAUUAUGAUAAGUACAUUGCAUCAUCCCAUUUUGGUUGAGACUUGCAGGUUUCUCCCUAUCCAGUAUCCUCACUAUAGAUGUGGUGUUUGCUGGAGGAAAUACAAAUCUCAGAAAAAUUUGAAUCAACAUCAGCGGUACGAAUGUCAAAAGGAACCCCAGUUCUGCUGUCCAUAUUGUCAAUAUAAGGCCAAACAUAAGUUCAAUUUGAAUAAACACCUAAAAAGGAUUCAUGUAUAGGAAUUUGUGAUGAUUAUAAAUCAUUUGGAAGAUUCCAGGUGUCGUAUUGUGAUUAUAUCUACAUCAGUCAAUUUGCCCCUGGGAUUUUCCUUGCAUGGUUGACCUAAAAC
Messenger RNA from Phaedon cochleariae (mustard beetle), 538 nucleotides. The record is from the annotation of a GenBank genome assembly. Lineage: Eukaryota; Metazoa; Arthropoda; Insecta; Coleoptera; Chrysomelidae.